Messenger RNA from Trypanosoma cruzi, 798 nucleotides. RefSeq lists its product as uncharacterized. The coding region runs from base 1 to 798 and encodes 265 amino acids. Lineage: Eukaryota; Euglenozoa; Kinetoplastea; Trypanosomatida; Trypanosomatidae. The record is from RefSeq and is a predicted model, not a curated record. Gene Ontology annotation, cellular component: nucleus. The transcript has a single exon. Gene Ontology annotation, molecular function: transcription coactivator activity. Gene Ontology annotation, biological process: transcription by RNA polymerase II.
AUGCCGAGCGGACCCAAGUCCAAUAAAUAUGUGAACCGCCACGCCGCGGAGGCCCGCGAGCGCGAUCAGGAGCGCCAGGCGAACGCGAAGGCUGCGCGGGAGAAGGAUAGGGAGGACGCCAUGUGGGCGGAGGACGAUCAAAAACAGCUGAAGAAGCAGGAGAAACAGCGUGAGACGGAGGAGAAGAUGCGGAGGCAAGCCGAGCUGAAGGCGGAGCGGAAGGAGCAACUGGAGCAGGAGGAGCGGGAGUUGGGCCAAAAGGUGCCGCAGAAAGUGACAAGGCGGCAGCUGCAGAAGGAUCUAUCCAAGAUGCUUAGCGACUACGAUAAGCUUAAGGAGAAGGAGCGGCAGCGGCAGCCCGGGGCUCUUGUCAAGGACGUGGGUGCUGCGCUGCCGGAGGGCAACCCGAACAGGAUGGCGAAGAACGAUGACAGGAACAACAGCAGCAACGAAAUCAAAGCAACUGGUGGCAUCAGUGACGCGCUUUCGGCGUUGCAGUCUGGCAUGGGAACGGGCGGUGUGUCUGUGCCGGAGGAUCGCCACAUUGGCAGGCGUGCACGCGUUGUUUACAGGAAAUUCUGUGAAGAGCACCUUCCCAGGCUGCGUGAGGAGAAGCCCGGGCUGCGCCGUCCGCAGUACAACGACUUGCUGUGGGAGAUGUGGCAGAAGAGUGAAAUGAACCCCUUCGUGCAGCGCAGCGAACAGCGGUCCAGGGAGCGCCUUGAACAGGAGCGCCGGUGGAUGGAAGGGGAGGAUGACGACGAGAGCGAUGGCGGUAACGAGGCGGAGAAGGAGUAG